AUUUUGGCUCCCUUUCAAGGCAAGCUCCGCUCAUCUCGUCUGGCUCACAACCGAAGCAGCUCACAAUCUUUAGAAAAGCUUCCAAACAAAAGACAACUCCUCUACCACAAUCGAAUACUCGAGUACUUUUCAUCACAAUGGAUUCCAGCACCGAAACCAUGGACUCUAGCAGCCACAAGAACCACCGAUUCCAAGACAAGAUCAAGAGCGCUCGCAGCAGAGCAGACACCUUCCGACGUUGCAAGACCACCGGAGAGAUUGUGCGGAAGCAACGAUCCCCCAAGCCCGAGGAAGGCCGACGCCGCCGACAGAGCGACUUUGUCAGUGGAAGUGCCCUACCUCGCAUGGAUCCUCACAAGAUUAUUGAAAUGCUCGAGACCUAUGCGAGCACAGAUCAUGAGGAAUGUCGUCAGUGCUUGCAAUCCCUCAAGAACAACAGCAGUAAUCCAGACUCCACUAGCAGCGGCCGACGACGUGCUGGCAGCUCGUCGUCGCAUGACCGGAACAAUGCCAGCGUUCGAGGAGCUUGAAGUCUAUACAACGUAUAACCCCAAAUAACUAUUUCAUUGCUAAUUAUUCCACC
Seminavis robusta is the source of this 583-nucleotide messenger RNA. Lineage: Eukaryota; Bacillariophyta; Bacillariophyceae; Naviculales; Naviculaceae. The record is from the annotation of a GenBank genome assembly.